AACUGUGCACACUUAAUACUUAACCACCAGCUUUUCUAGGAAUUAUCCCCUUUUUUUUCACUGCCAUUAUGACGUUGGCAUUGCUUACUUUUGAGCUUCGACGACAUUAAGCCCCCAGUACUCUCCUAGCUUUCUUGAUUGUCCGGUGGAGAGAGAACAGAAUGCGUCCAAAUCCUGUAAUCCCUGGAGCUGAGAAUGGAGUAGAACUGGAGUCUAAGCGUUAUCCAUCGCCGCUGGCCAGCCAUGAGGAAGUUGUCAAGAACGCUUCUGUUUUCUGGAACACGCUUCGGAUUUUUCAUAAGACUAUGGGCAGAAAACACAUGAUUCCUGUGAUCGGAGGAAAGGAGUUGAACUUGCAUGUUCUGUACGCGGAAGUUACAAAGAGGGGAGGCUUUGACAAGGUUGUAUCACAGAAGAAGUGGAGGGAAGUUUCUUGUGUGUUCGAGUUUGCUCCAACCACGACCAGCGCUUCUUAUGCGCUGAGGAAGCAUUACUGUAGUCUGCUCUUCCAUUACGAACAGGUUUACUUCUCCAGGCUCAAGGCUCCCAUGCUUGAUUCACCAGGUCCUUUGUCCUUCCAAGCUAUUGGAACAAUCGACGGGAAAUUUGAUUGCGGUUAUUUGGUGUCUGUGAAACUGGGUACUGAGGUUCUUAAUGGGGUACUUUACCAUCCAGACAAUGGAGGCCCUUCUUCCUCGUCGACUGUAAAAACCUGCACCGCGAUUGUACCAUACGCCUCACAGCCUCAUCAUUCAGGUCGGAGGAAGAGGAAAAGGAGAGGAGACCCUGGCCGCCCUAAACCCAACAGGAGCGGAUACAACUUCUUUUUUGCAGAGAAACACGCCAUGCUUAUCCUACAUCCGAACAGGGAGAGGGAGUUCACAAAAAUGAUUGGCGAGUCCUGGAACAAUCUUACCUCGAAGAACGGACGUGAGUUACUGGACCUAGUUUACCAAGACUACGGCUUGCAGGACAAAGAAAGAUACAAGCGCGAGAUGAAGGAAUACAAAGAAAGAAUUAAUAUCACGAGUUCUCACUAAAACUCAUCAUGCAACAACGAGAGUUGGAGGCUCUCCGGGGCAGAGUACUAAUUAGAAUUUUAUAAAGCAAGAAUGUACAGUAUACAGCAAACACCAUUCCUACCUGGAACCGCUUGCUUAUUGAAAGCAGUAGGAAUAGGGAAGAACCUCAGUUGAUUUUGCUAGUUUUUUGUACGAAGGGUCCUGGUUUGUUCCGGAUAAGUCCUUUACUCCUUUGCCCAAA
Molecule: messenger RNA, 1263 nt
Organism: Coffea arabica (coffee)
Lineage: Eukaryota; Viridiplantae; Streptophyta; Magnoliopsida; Gentianales; Rubiaceae
Source: RefSeq, a predicted model, not a curated record